Molecule: messenger RNA, 1602 nt
Organism: Zophobas morio
Lineage: Eukaryota; Metazoa; Arthropoda; Insecta; Coleoptera; Tenebrionidae
Product: UDP-glucosyltransferase 2-like
Exons: 3
Coding region: 45-1514 (489 amino acids)
Molecular function (GO): UDP-glycosyltransferase activity
Source: RefSeq, a predicted model, not a curated record
UGUUUACACGUAUUGGUCGAUUUAGAACUUAUGGUGACGAUAUAAUGAACCUUUCAGUGAAAUCGAUAUUUCUGCUAGUUUUUGGUACAACUUUAAUAUCUAGUUCCCAUUCUGCAAAAAUAUUAUGUGUUUUUCCUGUACCAUCGCCAAGUGUACUAACAGUGUAUCAAGUUAUUUCUAAAGAACUGUCUCUAAGAGGCCAUCAAGUGACGGUCAUAACUUCUAAACCACUUAACGACCAUAGUUUAAGCAACCUUACUGAAAUCGAAAUCUCUACACUGAAUGACAUUGAAAGGAGAAACAGACCCCAAAUGGAAAUGAUAUUCAAAAAUGAGUUCUUUCUUAACAGAUUAUUUUACUACGAGCAGUACUUUAUCAACUUUGCUGAAGAAGUUCUAGACCACGUAGACUCACUCUUCCCGGAUCCCAGUACCAAUUUUGACUUACUAAUACUCGAAAACUUCCACCAGUUAAUAUAUAGCUUGGGAUGUCGCUUCAAGGCACCCAUAAUUGGAAUCAACUCUGAUUUCAUACCAGUUUUUGUUUAUGAUCAAUUGGGUAUUCCAUCUGUAGAUUUUAGUACUACAAUCGACAAUAAUGUGUCGUUUUUUAAUAACGUGAUAAAUUUUAUUGGAACCCUAGUCAAAGUACCCCACAGUUUGUACACUUUGUAUACGCUGGACAAGAAAAGUAAACGAUAUUUUGGAAAGGAUUGCCCUAACAUUGAAGAUAUCGUCUACAACGUCAGUUUGGUGUUAAUGAAUACAAAUCCUGUGAUCAAUUCACAGCAUUUAAGUGUUCCAAAACUUGUACCCAUACUGCUAGAUCUUAAACCAAAUCAGGGCCUGUCUAACGAUGUUCGAAGAUAUUUAGACGAAAGUACAAGAGGGAUUGUUUAUUUCAAUUUAGGGACUAAUUUGCAUAGCACCAUCAUAGAAACUAUUAUGGCUAGCAUAUCACAAUUACCAUACGACGUGUUGUGGUUACUAGACCAUGGUGCCGUACCCUACACACCCGAAAAUUUGCUAAUCAAAAAAACUCUAGUGCAACACCACGUUCUUCGUCACCCGAAAACUAAAGUCUUUGUCAGUCAAGGUGAUCUUAUAUCAGUACAAGAAGCAGUUGCUAGUUCUGUACCUCUUGUUGGUAUGCCUUUUGCUUUUGAUCAGUUCGGAAAUGUGAAAAAAAUCGCUGACUUGGGUAUUGCUCAAAGUAUAGACUAUGCAACUAUGACAAAAGACGAUUUGAAAGAAAUCAUAAUUGAAGUAGCGGAAAAUAACAAGUAUAAAGAAUCGAUUACACAUGUGAAUAAGUUAAUCCAAGACAAACCCAGUGGUGGCUUAGAAAAAAGUAUUUGGUGGAUAGAAUACGUCAUCAGGCAUAAAGGCACGAAGUAUUUAAGAAGUGAAACAGCUACAAUGUCUUGGAUGCAGUAUUUUUUAAUUUGGUUGGACUCUAGUUUCGAAAAUGUUCUAGGUUGUCUGUACAACACGUAUGAAUAUAUGCAUUUUUAGAAAAUCUAAUGACUAUCAGUUUUCACGAGCCGAUUUAGCUAAUUUUUCUAUUAUCGGGCAUGAAUUGUGAUUAAUACGGCCCCUGAAC